Messenger RNA from Sorex fumeus (smoky shrew), 2045 nucleotides. It is a transcript of the gene PLD3, whose product is annotated as phospholipase D family member 3. The transcript has 13 exons. The record is from RefSeq and is a predicted model, not a curated record. Lineage: Eukaryota; Metazoa; Chordata; Mammalia; Eulipotyphla; Soricidae. Bases 287 to 1756 code for a protein of 489 amino acids. Gene Ontology annotation, molecular function: catalytic activity.
CAUCAGGUCCCCCUCCUGCCGGGAGGUGCGGAGCUGCGCCUGCGCGCGGGAUCCCGGGGGCGGGACCACCCCCAGCGGCAGCGCCGAAGGUGCGCGCUGGGCUGGGUCCGAGAGUGCGGGAAGCGGAGCCCAGGAAACCCUGCUGUUCCAACCCGAUGUUCUUACACAAAGCACUUCUCCCCCAGCCGGCACAAAUCCGAGUGACCGCUCUCCUUCCCCGCAGUUUGGAGACCCCGACACACCCACUUUCCCAUCUGGGCUGCUUUGGCCCUAGCCACCCGGCAAGAUGAAGCCGAAGCUAGUGUACCAGGAGCUGAAGGUACCCGUGGAGGAAACGGUGGAAAUGCAUCUGAAUGAGAUUGAGGCCUGGAAGGCUGCAGAGAAGAAAGCACGCUGGGUCCUGCUGGUCCUCGUCGUCGCAGUGGUGGGCUUGGGGGCCCUGAUGACUCAGCUCUUCCUAUGGGAAUAUGGAGACUUGCAUCUCUUCGGGCCGUACCAGCGCCCAUCCCCCUGCUAUGACCCAUGCGAAGCCGUGUUGGUGGAGAGUAUCCCUGAGGGCCUGGACUUCCCCAACGCCUCCACCAGCAACCCCUCCACCAGCCAGGCCUGGCUGGGCCUGCUCGCCAGCGCCCAAAGCAGCGUGGACAUCGCCUCCUUCUACUGGACGCUGACCAACAAUGACACCCAUACCCAGGAGCCCUCUGCCCAGCAGGGCGAAGAGAUCCUGCAGCAGCUGCAGAGCCUGGGCCCUCGGGGUGUGCAAGUCCGGGUUGCCGUGAGCAAGCCCAACGGGCCCCAGCCACAGGCUGACCUGCAGACCCUGCUGCAGAGCGGUGCUCAGGUCCGCAUGGUAGACAUGCAGAAGCUGACCCGUGGCGUCCUGCACACCAAGUUCUGGGUGGUGGACCAGACCCACUUCUACAUCGGCAGCGCUAACAUGGACUGGCGCUCCCUGACCCAGGUCAAGGAGCUGGGCGUGGUCAUGUACAACUGCAGCUGCCUGGCCCAGGACCUGAGCAAGAUCUUCGAGGCCUACUGGUACCUGGGCCAGGAGGGCAGCUCCAUCCCGUCCCCCUGGCCCCGGCCCUAUGACACCCGCUACAAUCAGGAGUCGCCCAUGGAGAUCUGCCUCAAUGGAACCCCUGCGCUGGCAUACCUGGCAAGCGCACCCCCUCCUCUGUGUCCCAGUGGCCGCACCCCGGACCUGAAGGCCCUGCUCAACGUGGUGGACAGCGCCCGGAGCUUCAUCUACAUCGCCGUCAUGAACUACCUGCCCACCAUGGAGUUCUCCCGCCCGCACAGGUUCUGGCCCGCCAUUGACGAUGGGCUGCGCCGGGCCACCUACGAGCGGGGCAUCAAGGUGCGCCUGCUGGUCAGUUGCUGGGGCCACUCGGAGCCAUCCAUGAGGCCCUUCCUGGCCUCCCUGGCUGCCCUGCGGGACAACCAUACUCAUGCUGACAUCCAGGUGAAACUCUUUGUGGUUCCUGCGGACGAGGCCCAGGCCCGGAUCCCCUACGCCCGCGUCAACCACAACAAGUACAUGGUGACCGAGCGCACCGCCUACAUCGGAACCUCCAACUGGUCUGGCAGCUACUUCACCGAGACGGCGGGCACCUCGCUGCUGGUGACGCAGAACGGACAGGGCGGGCUGCGGAGCCAGCUGGAGGCCACCUUCCUGAGGGACUGGGACUCUCCCUACAGCCACGACCUGGACGCCCCAGCCAACGCUGUGGGCAACACCUGUCGCCUGCUCUGAGACCAUCCCGCGCUCUCCCCAGCCCUGGGCCUCACCCCACCUCCUGCCCACACCCCGCUGCUGUCUGCCCCUGGUGGUCCCCCUGACCUCCCCGCCCCGCUCUCCCGCUCCCGUGCCUCUACCUCCGGCCCUAUGCCCCACGUUGUGGCUCUCAGACCCAGCUGAGCUGGGAGACGGAGCAGCCCCCAAAGAAGUGGGGGUGCUUGCUGGGCCCAGCCCCCUGACCCACCCCCGAUUCCAGGGCUAAGCGAGCCCAGUUCUGUUCAGAAGUAAAAUACUUGUGUCUACA